UACUACUACUACUAAUACGAUGCUGUAUGUCGUUCCUAUUCCUAUUAUAAUAUUUUGUCGGAAUUGCACCCGAAACGGACCCGUGGUCUGACUUGUGGGCGUAUUCGGAGAUAAUUUGCAAAGCACCAAAUACAGACUUGGUGAGUGAGAUGUCCUUGGAAAUUUAAGUUACUGUACAUAAUUAUCAAAAAGGAACUCUAUUCCUUGGUCUUGUUGGGAACUUGUGAGGACCGUCGUUCAUUUUAUUCUGCUAUUCUUGCAAACGGAGGAAAUUUCCUUCGGAUCCUAACUAGGAGUGAGUAUUGCACAUAGAACAUCCUGGAAAUGGAAGCUGAAGAAUCAUCAUCAUUGCUGCUACUCAAAGAAGAGAAGGAGGACCUGGAGGAGGGUCAACUGAAAAUGCAGAUGACAACUCUUCGUUUGCAGACCCCUUCUUAGAAGUCAAGGCGGAACCAGAAUUUUUUGACUAUGGUGAUUUUGAUGUGAACUGCUCUUCCCUAUCUACUAUCAAGUAUGAAAAGGAGAGCUCUCCAAACUGUGAUGAUGAGAGUGGAAAGGAAAAGAUCUGUAACACAGCAGGGAAGAGAUUCACUUGUACUGAAUGCCAAAGGAUAUUUUCAAAAAUUGACAGACUGAAAUCCCACAUGAGAACUCAUACAGGAGAGAAACCAUAUACUUGCUCUGUAUGUCAAAAAAGUUUUUCUUAUUCAAGUGUUCUCAUAUAUCACAUGAGAACUCAUACGGGAGAGAAACCAUAUACUUGCUCUGUAUGUCAAAAAAGUUUUUUUGAUUCAAGUGCUCUCAAAUAUCACAUGACAACUCAUACAGGAGAGAAACCAUAUACUUGCUCUGUAUGUCAAAAAAGUUUUUCUAUUUCAAGUGCUCUCAUAAGUCACAAGAGAACUCAUACGGGAGAGAAACCAUAUACUUGCUCUGUAUGUCAAAAAAGUUUUUCUACUUCAAGUAAUCUCAAAAGACACACAAAAACUCAUUCGGGAGAGAAACCAUAUACUUGCUCUGUAUGUCAAAAAAGGUUUUCUGAUUCAAGUGCUCUCACAUAUCACAUGAGAACUCAUACGGGAGAGAAACCAUAUACAUGCUCUGUAUGUCAACAAAGGUUUUCUGGUUCAUAUACUCUCAAACAUCACAUGAAAACUCAUACGGGUGAGAAACCAUAUAGUUGCUUUGUAUGUCAAAGAAAUUUUGCUCAAUUAUCUCAUUUAAAAACUCACAUGAAAACUCAUACAGGAGAUUAAAAAAUCACAUGAAAACUCAUACUGAAGAGAAACCAUAUACUUGUUCUGUAUGUCAAAAAAGUUUUUCUGGUUCUAGUACUCUCAAACGUCACGAAUACUCAAACGAGAGAGAAACCAUAUACGUGCUUAGUAUGUCAAAGGAGUUUUUCUGCUUCAAGUAAUCUCACAAAACACAUGAGAACUCAUGCAUGAGAGAAAGCAUUCACUUAAACAAUCUCAAAAGACACUAGAAUUCACACUCGACAGAAUCUGUAUAUUGCUUGAUCUCUGUCCUAGUCAUUUUUAUUAAUUGCUUUUAUAUAACUGAUGUAAUUUGAGUAUCGUUAAGAAAGAACUUGAGUAACAUUUGUAAGUGAAAUUUUGUUUGACGAAAGUGUGGACAAGAAAAUGCUCUUUUUUUUUCAUCUAGGGAGACUUUUACUUAUGAGCUCAGAUAAGUGCAGCAAGUUAAAAAUGAUUAUAUUUACUUUGUGAGAAUUUUUUUUUGUUAUAUUUAUAAGAUUAUUGGUUAAUAACCACUGGUUCUUAGAUACAGAAUCACUUUACAAUUUCAGUGUCUUGCUGGUAUUCUGAUGAUUUUAAAUGUUUUUAGGGAACUUAUUGUUUAGUUGAGACCAAUUCAUUUGUCAGUGUUAUCAAUAAAUGUGUUGAGGGAACACUGAGGAAGAAGGAGAGUUCUAGUGUACUGUUUCUGAUCGCAGACAAUUUUUUUUAUUGACAUCUACGAAUUUAUUUUUGCUGACACAACCCUGGUUUUGGUCUCAUUCUCAAGCUGAAUAAUUGUGCUGUAUUUCUUUACUUUUAUGUGAAGUAGUUUUGUAAAAGUGAUGUAAUUUUCUUUCCAGUGACUUACAUGUUUAUGCAAUUUGUCUGGUAGUUUGCUCAUAAACAGUAGGAAAAUUAGAUAGUAUUUUUCCUUAAGCAGACAUAUUUGGUUUUCAAAAAUAUUAACAUAAAAUACAAUAGUCUUCAAAAGGAUUUCAUUCUUCAGAGAUGUCCAGAUUUCUUUAUUUGGGAUCAUCCACUUUGUUAAUGUUUGCUAAUGUUGUCCUUAACAGCUUGAUAGUUUUGUCUAGAAAUGAUUAUAACUUGAAACUAAGUUACUGAAAUUUUUUCUUACUGAUAUAGUUUAUUUUAUGAUGUUGCUGCUGAUUGUAAUUCUGUAGGUGUUCCAAAAGUACCAAAGACAAUCUUGGACAUUCAUGGAAUGGAGGUAAACCUGCGCUAUCUUCGUAACUAAACAAAUUGUCAGAUUCCUUUUCAAAUUCCGUUUCGCUGACAUGGAACGAAGUGUACUUUUGUAAAACUCAGGGAAAUUCCUUUAUGUAACUUUAUCAGAUGUGGUAAGGAGGUAAUUCAGUUUUGCCAUGCAACCUAAUUUUUGUAGAGAAUGCAUAAAAUAGACAGUGAGUCCCAUUUUUAUGAAGAUAGAAUCUCCAGAAAGCCAAAUAGUCAGUCGUAGAUCUUCUGUCUGAGCGGCUUCGAGAAUAGAAAUGCCUUGAUGAACAGAAGGCAUCACACUGUUAAGAUGCUUAAAUCACCAAAAUAGGGAUGUGUUUUAUAUAUUACUUUCUUUGUUUGACAAGUAGCCUUUAUAUGUUACCAAAUGGAUUGAAUUAUCAGGGAAUAUUUCUUAAUAUUCUGUGAGUUAUAUUUCUAUUGAUUUGAUCUGAUUUUGUACACCUUUUUAUAUGUUUAUUAGACUCAGGAAUUAGGUAAUGAUGCUUUUGUCUUAGUGAGAAUGUACUAUGAAUGUAAGUCACUGACUCUAAGGCCUUUUUAGUUUGCGUAUGUAACAUUUCCCCUCUUAGGACAUGCGAGAAUUUCGAGUACACUUUUUUUUAUAUUAAGGAUCAUGAAGGUGCCAUAGAAAGGAGGCUGGUAUCACUCUACACAUGACAAGUUUCAUGGCAAGUUGUGUUUCCGGAUGUGCAGUUGGUCAAAGAAAAGUGCAACAUGCAAAUGGAUGUGUCAUUUCUCACCGAGAAUUGGCACAGAAAACUUUUUUUCAUUUCUCUGAAUGUCUGUGCAUGUAUUGUCAUUUCCUGCUUUCCUGCCAUUAUGUAGUACCAGAGGUGAAGCAAAAAUGGCCUCAACUCAUGAGGGUCGAGUCAUGAGAUUCAUUUGUCAAAAGUUCCUGUGGAAUGGCUUCUUAAAAGUGGUCCAGAAAAUGUCAUUAAGAGCCAAAAAUAAUAGAUAUCUCACAGCUAACAGCAAUUUUAAAUAGCUCCUAAACCGACUUUUACUUGACACUUGACAUUCAAGACUUAAGUAAAAAGUAUGGUAUAUAAACAGCUUGGCCAUGUUUUGUUAUUCUUCAGUCCCAAAGGAAAACUUAACUAAACACAUUGUGUUCAUUUCUCUUUCUUCCGCCUGACUUUCCACCUUCUCCUCCUGUUACACCUUCCAAACUUCCUAGUGUCAAUUUUCCUUACAGCGGCGAUUGACUUUACAGGUCCCAGCAUUUGGCCUAAAUCCUACCGUGGAUUUUACUCUAUUUUCUAAGGUAAACGCCGCAAUAGGAAGUAUCAUAAAAAUGAAAUAACAUUCUUGGCUGUUGAAUCGUGGAUAAGCUCAAUGAACUCUUCUUGUGCGUCUUCUAACACAUCAUCAACCUGACAUAAGAACGGAUUUUUUGCCAAGGGCUUAAGUCAGGAAAGUAACGUUAGCUAAUGUAUAGCAAUUCUAGCAUUUAAGCAUUCAGUUUUAAGGAUUGUGUUCAGUAGUAUGAAUUUUGUUCUGAGCUGCAUGUCUCCUAAUUCCAGUAUAAUAAAUUUAAAAAUAAGUAGAAUCUCUAUGGACCCCUGGUUAGGAACCACUGAACUAUAUAGAUGAUUGUAGUGACUCAUUAAUCCCGUUCAGUUAAAACCCUUUGUACAAACUGAUAUUACCUGAGGAGGACUCGCUGAAUUAUUUACUUUCUGAAUGCAAAAUUACGAUCAAUUAUAGUUUGCUAUUUUA
This is a messenger RNA of Macrobrachium nipponense, 4217 nucleotides long. RefSeq names its product zinc finger protein 79-like. NCBI's taxonomy places the organism in Eukaryota, Metazoa, Arthropoda, Malacostraca, Decapoda, Palaemonidae. The record is from RefSeq and is a predicted model, not a curated record. The transcript has 3 exons. Bases 645 to 1256 code for a protein of 203 amino acids. Gene Ontology annotation, biological process: regulation of transcription by RNA polymerase II. Gene Ontology annotation, molecular function: RNA polymerase II cis-regulatory region sequence-specific DNA binding; DNA-binding transcription factor activity, RNA polymerase II-specific.